This is a messenger RNA of Oncorhynchus gorbuscha (pink salmon), 1099 nucleotides long. Its product is annotated as mitogen-activated protein kinase kinase kinase kinase 5-like. The record is from RefSeq and is a predicted model, not a curated record. The transcript has 13 exons. Gene Ontology annotation, molecular function: MAP kinase kinase kinase kinase activity. Lineage: Eukaryota; Metazoa; Chordata; Actinopteri; Salmoniformes; Salmonidae. The annotation marks the transcript as partial.
CCUCAUCUGAGCAGUUUGUCAGAUGAGGCAGAUGUGAGUGAUGAGCGGUGUCUGACAGUGAGGAGAUUUCCAGGCUCAGAGGACAGCCCAGGUCCAGGCCUGUUCCCCCGGAGGCUGAGCACCCCAGAGCAGGGCAACAAGGCGGAGCAUUCUGGUCUGGACUACCUGUCAGCCAGUGGCAGUAGCCCCAAUCUGCUAUCUACGUCCACAGCCUCAGACCCUGAUCCCGAUGACGGCGUGAACGGAGAGAAUCCCAGUGCUCGUCCCAGCCGACCACAGAGGACGGAGAAGAAAGACUACCUUAAACCUGCCAUCAACAGCCUGCCGCCAACACCUAAAGUCCUGAUGGGGGCCUGUUUCUCCAAGGUGUUUGAUGGCUGCCCACUGAACAUCAACUGUGCCACGUCGUGGAUACACCCUGAUACCAAAGACCAGUACCUUAUAUUUGGGACGGAGGAUGGGAUCUAUACCCUCAACCUGAAUGAGCUGCAUGAAGCCACCAUGGAACAGCUGUUCCCCAGGAAGUGUACCUGGCUCUACAUCAUCAACAACAACCUGAUGUCCCUGGCAGAAGGGAAGACCUUCCAGCUCUACUCACACAACCUGAUUGGGCUGUUUGAGCAGCUGAAGAAGCCUGGCCUGGCCUCUCAGUUCCACACACACCGCUUCCCAGACAAGAUGUUACCAAGGAGGUUUGCCUUGACAACGAAGAUCCCUGACACAAAGGGCUGUCACAAGUGUUGCAUUGUGAGGAACCCCUAUACGGGCCAUAAGUACCUGUGUGGAGCGCUCCAGUUUGGGAUAAUCCUGCUACAGUGGUAUGAGCCCAUGCAGAGGUUCAUGCUUAUCAAGCACUUUGACUUCCCCUUACCCAGCCCUCUGAAGGUGUUUGAGAUGUUGGUGGUUCCAGAGCAGGAAUACCCCAUGGUGUGUAUAGCUGUCAGCCAGGCCACGGAGCCAGGCCAGGUGGUUCGCUUUGAGACCAUCAACCUCAACUCCUGCUCUUCCUGGUUCACUGAGAUGGGAUCAACUGGUCGAGCAGUGGACGCCAUCCAUGUGACCCAGCUGGAGAGGGACACGUUGCUAGUGUGCCUGGACA